AGCAAGAUAGUAAAAGGCCUCACUAAUUCAAAAAAAGAACAAGAGGGCUCGACAGCGUUGCCGUGACCUUGACAAAAAAUCAACGCAAAACCGAGAAAGCAUGAUUCCAACCAGGAGGGUAUUUAUGCGAAUGAAACGAAACAAAAAACUCUGGUCCACGGCUGUGGCAGCAGCAGCAACGACGACCACCGUGUUGUUCUGCUCGCCAUCAUCCGGAGACCUGUCCUCCCGCAGAUGCGAACAGCGACUUGUUUCCUUCGCCUCGGCGUUCACCCCCCAAAAUGGGCCCUGGGGUGUUGCCACGGGAUCCGCUGCAGCGAUGCGGGUGUCAUCCAUCUCGAAAGCUUUGAGCAGUGCUGCCACGAGCGCCGGUGUUUUUUCCUCGAAUGUCACCGAAUGCAAAGAGAGCGAUGCGGUUGAGGGCCAAGACGACGAGGAAUCCGUUGUGGUCACAGAAAUUCCGUUCGACGAAUCCGUAUUGACGUACGAUCAUUACAAUGGCGUAACCAUAAACCUGGAAAAAUACGAAGAAAAUAAUGACGGCCGCGCAGAUGACGAUUCCUUGAAUCUAUCGUUUGCGACCAAACUCAACAACGCUUUGUCCAUUUGGAAGGCCGAGGGGCGCAAAGGGAUAUGGAUCCACACGAAUUCUCAAUCCGCAAAGUACAUUCCCGACUGUGUCGAAGCAGGAUUUCAAUUUCACAAGAUCCUACCAAAGAAGACGAGCAAUGAUUCCAGCAACCCAGACGAGGGAAAUAGCAGCAACGCACUCGUGUUGAGUCGAUGGUUGCCCACCGAUACGCCAUCGCGGUUGCCCCAUGGACCUACUCACCAAGUCGGCGUUGGCGUCAUACUUUUGAACCCUUCGGAUCCAUCGCAAAUGCUUGUCGUGAAAGAAUUGAGUGGACCUGCUGCCAAAUACAAUUUGUGGAAAAUGCCCACGGGAUUAGUGGAUCCUCAAGAAUAUGUCCCCGAAGCUGCCUCCCGAGAAUUGCUGGAAGAAACGGGCAUCGAGGCAACAAUGAGCAGCAUCUUGUGUAUUCGACAAGCUCAUAGAUCGAACGCCGAUACGUCCGACAUGUUUUUUGUGUGCAAAAUGACGCCAAGCAAAGAAGAAAUUAUAUGGCAACGACAAGAAGCAGAGAUUGCCGAAAUUCGUUGGAUGCCUGUGAAGGAGUAUUGCCAACAAGAUCAAUGGCAGGGCAGUCCAUUGUACGAAACAUUGAAUGAUUGCGUGCUGAAAGCAUCCUUGCAAGAAGUAGAACGUCAGCAGAGAAAUGCAGAGAAGGUAGACACUGGUAAGAUCUUGAAUGGCAUUGAACAUCGCCAGCUUGAAGUAGGAUUCGGUCGAACGGACGGCAAAAGCGAGGCUCUGUUUCUGCCCGAGCCACAGCAACUACCGUCUUCGACAAUCACCACGACAGGUUCGAAACUGUAAAUCACUACUGGGGAAUGAAAUAUAGAAAACUAUACUUU
This is a messenger RNA of Pseudo-nitzschia multistriata, 1476 nucleotides long. The record is from the annotation of a GenBank genome assembly. NCBI's taxonomy places the organism in Eukaryota, Bacillariophyta, Bacillariophyceae, Bacillariales, Bacillariaceae.